AUGUACUUUGGAGAGAAUCUCACUGAUACGAUUCGACAAAAACUUUACAGUGAAGUAGAAGGCUCCUGUACUGGAGAACAUGGAUUUGUGAUCGGUGUCACGAAUAUUCACAGCAUUGGUGAUGGAGAGAUUCUGGCGGGGAGAGGAUUUUGCCUUUUCCCAAUUAAAUACGCGGCGAUUGUCUUUCGUCCUUUCAAGGGCGAAGUCGUGGACGGGGUAGUUACACAAGUGAACAAAGUCGGACUCAUGGUGGAUGUUGGCCCAAUGGCCUGCUUCAUUUCAAAGCACUCCAUACCUUCUGACAUGGAGUUCGAUCCAGAUUCUAACCCUCCUUGCUACAAGACGAAAGACGAAGACACAGCGAUUAGACAAGACGACGAAAUUCGGCUUAAAAUUGUCGGGACGCGAGUAGACGUUAACGAAAUUUUCUCGAUUGGGUCGCUGAUGGACGAUUAUCUCGGAAGAGUGGACUGA
Messenger RNA from Oikopleura dioica, 474 nucleotides. The record is from the annotation of a GenBank genome assembly. Lineage: Eukaryota; Metazoa; Chordata; Appendicularia; Copelata; Oikopleuridae.